UUCAAAAAAGCCAAGCACUUCCAGGUCACUGUAGAUUAUAGUUAGGGACGUCCCACUGGAGCUGCUUCCUCAGCCUGGGCUCUGUGUGCGUCUGGUGUCCCGGCUAAGCCUCACUGCUCUAGGCCUGCGUGGGGAACUCUAGCCCCCUGUUUCAGGCCUGCUCUGCUGGAGUCCCAGAGACGCAGAGGCAGGUGUGCUGCUGCUCCUUCUCAGACACACUGAGCUCACUCCCCUUCAUUACUUUUGCAUGGAGUCGAGAGCUGCGAAGGUGAGGCGGCAUGAAGACAAGGACAAAAUGGUGUUUGCUAGCGCUGGGUUUUGGACUGGGCCUGUCCCAGUACCACUCCCACACCCACCAUGGAGGAUCGAUUGUCCAUCUGUUUGAAUGGCGCUGGUCAGAUAUCGCUGAUGAAUGUGAGAGAUAUUUGGCACCCAGUGGUUUUCAUGGAGUUCAAAUUUCUCCUCCCAGCGAGCAUAUUGUAGUUUCCAAACCACACCGGCCGUGGUGGGAGCGCUACCAGCCUGUCAGCUACAAUCUGUGCUCCAGAUCCGGGACAGAACACGAGCUCCGGGACAUGAUCAGGAGAUGCAAUGAUGUUGGGGUGAAGAUCUACGCCGACGUCGUCAUCAAUCACAUGUGCAUGGCGGACGCAGGGGAGGGCAGCCGCUCGACCUGUGGCUCAUACUUCAAUGCCAGCCGAGAGGAGUUCCCAUCUGUGCCCUAUUCCGCCGCCGACUUCAACGAUGAUAAAUGCACCAGCGGCAGUGGAAAUAUUGAGAAUUACCAAGACAUUUAUCAGGUGCGCAACUGCCGUCUGCUCGGCCUCCUUGAUUUGGCCCAGGAUAAGGAACACGUCCGUGGGAAAAUUGUGGACUACUUGAACACUCUGGUGGACAUGGGUGUGGCUGGCUUUCGGGUGGACGCUUGUAAACACAUGUGGCCAGCCGACCUGAAGGUCUUAUAUGGAAGGCUUCACAACCUCAACCCGAAGUGGUUCCCCAAAGGCUCCAGCCCGCUCAUUUACCAAGAAGUCAUUGAUUUGGGAGACGAGCCCAUUAAAGCUGGUGAAUACUACCCACUUGGCCGUGUUACCGAAUUCAAAUAUGGCGCUAUGCUGGGUUCUGUCUUUCGCAAAUGGAAUGGCUACAAGCUAUCCGACCUCAGGUCCUGGGGCGAAGGAUGGGGAUUGAUGCCUUCUGACAAAGCCCUGGUGUUUGUAGAUAACCAUGACAACCAGAGAGGUCAUGGAGCAGGUGGGGCAUCCAUCCUCACCUUCUGGGAACCCAGGCUGUAUAAAAUGGCUGUGGCGUUCAUGCUAGCCCAUCCCUAUGGCAUGACCAGAGUGAUGUCCAGCUACCGCUGGGAUCGGCAUAUUGUGAAAGGAAAAGAUGAGAAUGAUUGGGUCGGACCCCCCAGUUAUCCUGAUGGCACCACUAAGCCAGUUCCGAUCGGUCCAGAUGGCGGCUGUGGAGACGGCUGGGUCUGUGAACACCGCUGGCCUCAGAUCAGGAACAUGGUCACCUUCCGCGUCAUAGUGAACGGGCAGCCUUUGUGCAAUUGGUGGGACAAUGGAAGCAACCAGAUUGCAUUUGGACGAGGUGAUCGUGGCUUCAUAGUCAUCAAUAAUGAUGAAUGUUUUUUAGAUGCCACACUAAAUACUGGUCUGACCGCUGGAACAUACUGCGACGUCAUCUCUGGGCAGAAGACGGGUGACCGAUGUACUGGAAAGCAGGUCACUGUGGACAGCAGAGGGAGAGCGCACUUCAGAAUCAGCAACAUGGAUCAGGAUCCUUUUAUUGCUAUACAUAGAGACUCCAAGCUGUGAACUGGUGUUAAAACUGAAUUAUUUCUAUACGCACAAACUCCAAGCUGUGAUCUGGUAAUGCAUGAAAACUUCAAACUCUAAUCUGGUAAUAAAAAUGAAUUAUUUCUAUUCACUCAAACAUCAAACCGUAGCCGGGUAAUGAAACUGAAUUAUUUCUAUUCACACAAGGGACACACUGAUCUGGUAAUGAAACUGAAUUAUUUCUAUUCACACAAGGGACAAACUGUGAUCUGGUAAUGAAACUGAAUUAUUUCUGUUCACACAAGGGACAAACUGUGAUCUGGUAAUGAAACUGAAUUAUUUGUAUUCACACAAACUCCAAAGUGUGAUAUGAUGAUAAAAUGAAAUAAAAUUAAAUAUCCAUCCA
Molecule: messenger RNA, 2193 nt
Organism: Pygocentrus nattereri (red-bellied piranha)
Lineage: Eukaryota; Metazoa; Chordata; Actinopteri; Characiformes; Serrasalmidae
Product: alpha-amylase-like
Exons: 11
Coding region: 279-1826 (515 amino acids)
Biological process (GO): carbohydrate metabolic process
Molecular function (GO): cation binding; alpha-amylase activity
Source: RefSeq, a predicted model, not a curated record